AUGGUGAUGCCUACGGGGUUUGCCCCCCUCGCCUCGGGGCGCUCGAGCCUCUUGCCGACCGCCUCUCCCUUUCUUUCUCCGAAUUUCGUGACUUCAGACUUCAGCUUCACGGCAGGCGCCAAUGGCAGCAGCGAGUGGCAGUGUCUAGACAGCGUGUGGUACCGGAAACUGGACGUCUUCGACAUGGAGUGGACGGAGGAGAGACAACUCUUUGACCUGUUUGUCGUUGCCGCCGCGCCUUACGGAGGCCCGGUCGCGUGUGUCAGAAACGAAAAGGUUUUCCAGCCGGCGAGAAAGAACAUUAAGCCCGAAUUGCAGAUUUUCUCGGCCCGCGGGCGGCUGCUGGCGAAGUCCCCGUGGACGUACAGCCGACUCAUCUGCAUGAGCUGGAACAACGACGAAGACGGCGUGGUUCGGACCUUCUCUCCACAGUGCGAGAAACUGCACUUUUUCUCGCUGGACGAGCGCGUGAAAGUCGAGGGCGGCCUCGUUCAAGCUGUCGUAGGCGGCUGCGGGAUCGUCGCGCUCACCGCCGCUCUGAAUUUCUACUACAACGAUGCUUUCGAUCGGUGCCAGGCCGUCGUCCUUCCAGACCCAGGCCUGCGCGGACCGCCUCUGAGUUUGUGCAUCUUGCCCUCGCCGUCUCCAAACGCGCACGACUCCGCCGAGGGCACCUUCUCCUGGUUCUCCCCCUCGGCGACGAAACUCGAAGAGCCGCGCGUCCUCGUCGCUGCUGAAAACGGCCCACUUCUGCUCCUGGAUCGACACCGUUGUGUGGACCUGAAACUGGAGGACGGUCCCUUCGUCGCUCUCUCUGUCUCCCGAUCCGGCCGUCUCCUGGCGUGUCUCUCGGCCUCCGGGCAACUCAAGGUGUUGUCGACUGCGGGCGUCCCUCAAGCCAUUGCUUCGCCCAUUCUCGAGAGGCAGCGACGCCCGAAGCAGGUCCAGUGGUGCGGCGACGACUGCCUCGCGCUUUACAUUCCCAUGCACACCCCGUCGGGCGACGUGCAGCACACGCUGUUUCUGGGCGGGCCGAAGAACGAGUGGUUGCCUUACCAGUACGGGACGAGCAGUGGGGGCUCGAGUCUUUUUCUGGUCUCCGAAGUCGACGGCCUGCGCAUUUUGUCCACGUACAAAACGGAGUUUUUGCACCGAGUGGCGACGAGCACCGACGCAGUCUUCUCCGUGGGCAGUUGCGAACCGCCGGCGAUGCUCUGCUACGCCAUGGAGCGCUACCGCGCACAAGACGCCGCAGCGGACGAAAGCCUUCGGUCUAUCAAACAGGACUUGGCGGGCGCUGCAGAAGCAUGCAUCGACGCGGCGACCUACGAAUGGCACUUUGACCAGGCAGCGCUCCUCCUCCAGGCCGCAGUGUUUGGUCGUCAAUUCCUGGACGGCGAGGCCCGACAGAGCUGUCGAGCCUUCGUGCGCGCAUGCAGAGAUCUUCGGAUUUGUUACGCAGUUCGCCAGCCGCCUCUGGAGAUGCCCAUCUCAGUUGCGCAGCUGCGACACAUGAGUCUCCCCACGCUCGUUCGUCGCAUCGCCAAUCGACGACAACACCUGCUUGCGUACCGCAUUUGCCAGUACGUCGGGCUGCCGGCGCGCGCCGUGUUAGCUUCCUGGGCCGUGGAGAAGAUCCACCACAGCGUGUCUUUGACGGACGAGGAGUUGUCGGCUGUGGUGUGCCGACGCCUCUCCCUGGCUUCCGGCGACGCCGCGCUGGUCCUCGGCGCGCCGCCUCCCCUCGAGUCGAGCGGCGCACAGAGAGGCGGACGGAGCACUCCCGACGCCAUCUCGCCGGUUCUCCCCUUUGCGAAGGUUGCGCUCUGCGCCGCACAGGCUGGGCGACCCGUGCUCGCCACGCGGCUCGUCGAAUUCGAAGUGGUCACCAAAGAACAAGUCAAAAUGCUGCUGAAACUCGCAGAACUGAACAUUGCGACGGAGAAGGCGGUGGGGGCCGGCGACCCAGACCUCGUCAUGCAGUGUCUGUACAGCGCUCUCGCUCACGAGCAACAGACAACCGGCGACGAAGCCGACCUCUCGUUGCUGACUGAAGUGCUUCAGGAUCGGCCUCUCGCGCAAGACCUCUUUGCCUUGUACUGCCGAGAGACGGGCCAACGAGACAUGCUACAGCUGUACUUCGAGAGGAGCAAGCGGCUGUACGACGCAGGCUUGACGGCGCUGAACAUCGCGUCGCGACAACGCUCCUGGGAAGGCAAGAAGCAUGCGCUGGGACGCGCCGCGACCUUCUUCGCUGCAUGCAGAAACUCGCACGACCUCGCAGCCUUCGCGCAUGCGCAAACGCUCUCGCAAAUUGACCUCCUCAACUACCAGAACGAGUUGGAAGUGAAGGCGAACACGCAGGGCUGGCCGAAUCCGCCGCAUGUCUUUGUGGGCAUGCCGCUGAUGGAAACGGUGCGACAGGUGAUUCUCAAAAUGGAGUUCCACGAGGCAGACCACCUCCAGAAGAUGUUCAAAAUCCCCGACAAGCGCUACUGGCGGUGUAAGAUCGACGCACUCGCUGACGGACAUUAUUUCGAGGAACUCCUCGCCUUCGCCCAGUACAGAACGUCUCCGGUCGGCUACGAUCCCUUCAUCAUCGCCUGCAUGCGGAACGAGAGCUGGGACACAGCUGCGAAAAUCGUUCCAAAGGUGAAGGAUCCGGAGGAACAGGCGAUGUGGUACUCUGAACUAGGCAUGCAACGCGAGGCGGAGGCUGCGAAGAGCGCCGGCUCUCAAUCCCUCAGCGGCGGUUUGUUCCAGACCCUCACCGACGCCUUCAAAGGCCGGAGGUGA
Molecule: messenger RNA, 2796 nt
Organism: Neospora caninum
Lineage: Eukaryota; Apicomplexa; Conoidasida; Eucoccidiorida; Sarcocystidae
Product: vps16-like protein, related
Exons: 18
Coding region: 1-2796 (931 amino acids)
Biological process (GO): vacuole fusion, non-autophagic; intracellular protein transport; endosomal transport
Cellular component (GO): lysosomal membrane; endosome; cytoplasm
Molecular function (GO): actin binding
Source: RefSeq, a predicted model, not a curated record